GCGGCGGCAGGUCGGGCGGCGGGCCCUUCCGGCGGGCUGGCUGCGCCUCGCCCCACCGCUGCCUCCUCCUCCUCCGCCUCCUCCUCCUCCUCCCUCGCCGCCGCUCGGCGCCUCCAUCCUGGUACUUCGGAGCCUCCAUCCUGGUUUCUCAAGUGCCCGGACCCAAAACAGGAAAGUGAAGGAUACCUCGUUUGGUUCUUAUAAAUCAGUACCCUGGCUGUGCAGCAAGCAUCACUUCUAGUAAGGGUUUGAGUAUGAGCACAGUUGAAGAAGAGUCUGACACAGUGACAGUAGAAACCGUGAACUCCGUGACUCUGACUCAGGACACUGAAGGAAACCUUAUACUUCAUUGCCCUCAAAAUGAAACUGAUGAAGUAGACUCUGAAGACAGCACUGAGCCUCCCCACAAGCGGCUUUGCUUAUCAGAGGAUGAUCAAAGCCUUGAUGACUCCACUCCGUGCAUUUCUGUUGUUGCAGUUCCAAUUUCAGAAAAUGAUCAGAGCUUUGAGGUGACCAUGACUGCUACCACUGAGGUAGCUGAAGAUGAGAUUAACGAAGGAACUGUUACUCAGAUUCAGAUUCUUCAGAAUGAACAGCUGGAUGAAAUCUCCCCAAUGGGCAAUGAAGAAGUGUCAGCUGUUAGUCAAGCCUGGUUCACAACCAAAGAGGAUAAGGAUUCCCUAACAAAUAAAGGCCAUAAAUGGAAGCAGGGAAUGUGGUCAAAAGAAGAAAUUGACAUUUUGAUGAGUAACAUUGAACGUUAUUUAAAGGCCCGUGGAAUAAAAGAUGCCACUGAAAUUAUAUUUGAAAUGUCAAAAGAUGAAAGAAAAGAUUUCUACAGGACAAUAGCUUGGGGUCUGAAUCGGCCUCUCUUUGCUGUUUAUAGAAGAGUUCUUCGCAUGUAUGAUGACAGAAACCAUGUUGGAAAGUAUACACCUGAGGAAAUUGAAAAGCUUAAAGAGCUGAGAAUAAAGCACGGUAACGAUUGGGCCACGAUAGGAGCUGCACUGGGGAGAAGUGCUUCGUCCGUGAAAGAUCGGUGUAGACUGAUGAAGGAUACUUGCAACACAGGAAAGUGGACGGAGGAAGAAGAAAAAAGGCUAGCAGAAGUAGUUCACGAGCUAACCAGCACAGAACCAGGUGACAUUGUCACACAAGGUGUAUCGUGGGCUGCCGUAGCAGAACGGGUCGGAACGCGCUCUGAAAAGCAGUGCCGCUCUAAAUGGCUCAACUAUCUCAACUGGAAACAAAGCGGGGGAACUGAGUGGACCAAGGAAGAUGAAAUAAAUCUGAUCUUAAGGAUAGCGGAACUCGAAGUAUCUGAUGAAAAUGACAUCAAUUGGGAUUUACUAGCUGAAGGAUGGAGUAGUGUCCGCUCACCACAGUGGCUUCGGAGUAAAUGGUGGACGAUUAAAAGACAGAUUGCAAACCACAAAGAUGUUUCAUUCCCUGUACUUAUAAAGGGCCUUAAGCAACUGCAUGAGAACCAAAAAAACAAUCCAGGGCACCAGCUUUCAGAGAACAAAUCUGGAGGUGGAUUACCGAACACUAACUCCAGUUCGGGGGUUCAGCACGUGCAGAUUCGAGUGGCUCGUUUAGAGGAGAAUGCAGGCAACACUUCAAGCCCAAUGACAGCUUUGCAGAUCCCAGUCCAGAUAACGCAUGUCUCCUCAACAGAUUCCCCUGCUGCCACUGUUGACUCUGAGACAAUAACAUUAAACAGUGGAACACUACAGACCUUUGAGAUUCUUCCAUCUUUCCACCUCCAGCCUACUGGAACACCAGGCACCUACUUACUGCAGACAAGCUCAAGCCAAGGCCUGCCUUUAACGCUGACCACUAGUCCUACCAUGACCCUCACAGCUGCUGCUGCUCCAGCCUCCCCAGAGCAGAUCAUAGUUCAUGCCUUAUCUCCAGAACACUUGUUAAAUACAAGUGACAAUGUCACAGUGCAGUGCCACACACCAAGUGUCAUAAUCCGCACUGUUGCUGCUGAAGACAUCUCCUCCUCUGUCACUCAGGCAGAACUUACUGUUGAUUCAGACAUUCAGCCAGCUGACCUGACAGAGCCUCCUGACACCCUAGAAACAAACAGCUUCCCAGACGACAUCCAUCAGCCCAAGCUCAGCGAUGAAGAACAGUCAGCCUACAGUGAAGGUGAUGCCUCGAAAUUCAGCAGCAGGAAUAGGAGUGAGCUGAUGGAUGGGGUUAUGGUAAGAACUGAAGAGGAGAUUUCGGAUGCCAGUCUGAAACCAGAAGAGGAUUCUCACUCUGAUUUACCCAGCACCUACGUCACUGAAGACCUGGGUUCUCCAACGAUAGAAGAACAAGUUGACCAGCCUACAAUAGAUGAUGAAACUGUGCUUAUUGUUCCUUCUUCCCAUGGUUUUAUCCAGACAUCAGAUGAUAUAGACAGUGAAUCGGUGUUGCCCCUAACAACCCUAACAGAUCCUAUCCUACAGCAUCAUGGAGAUGGGUCGCACAUCAUUGGCUCCUCACUGGGCAGUCCUGACUCGGAAGAUUCAAAGGAUGUUGAAGACUUAGUGAGCUGCCACUGAGAGAAGCAGCAAUCAUGUCCAUUUUGUAUCGACCACGUUCACGUUGUGAAAUUAGUUGCAACCCUGUGCCACGUUUCCAAAGAAAGCAGUCAGUCCAUGUCUUUAAACAGAACCUUACAGUUUGAGAUGACUACAGUGCACUUUUCCUGCUCAGGCUAUUUACCUCAUUUGUAAAGGGUUACAGAGCAGCCAGCCGAAGCCUGAUGUGCGACGUUUCAGCCAGGGUAUUUCAGUGUUUGAAAGAAGACCUGUUGCAAUGCUCAUCGCUAUUAUCCACGUGGUCAGUUCUGAUUUGACUUUUUACUAGUGUGCUCAACUGCACACCCUGAAAACUGGACAGAAGUCAAGGAUUGUGGACCGUAGCCUCUUAGUGCCACAGCAAGAACUAGUUUGCACACGUUUCAUGAAGAAUGGGUGAGAAUUUCUGCACUUACUGACUUCUGUAAUACAUGGAGCAAGACUGUUACAUUUCGGGAAGAAAUGUAUCCCAUCAAAGACUUCAGGGAGCGUGGGCAGCAGCAUAAAGCGAUGGUCUGCGUUCCCAUCUCAUCUGGUUUAUCAGUACGUCUACGGCAUAGGACACGAGACAGAUGCUUACCGGUCUGCUUGUUCCUGAGCAGUCCGUUGCUGGCAACGGGUAGAGCUCAGAAAGAUCACUUUUGGAAAAUGUAUUUUUUUUCCCUUCAUCACUACAGCAAGCUGAAUAAAAAGGGAAGGCCUGUAGAAAAAGGAAGCUGCUGGAACCCACCAGCUUCUCCCUAAACUCUUUUGAAGGCUGUUGUGAGCGGGCUGGAACGUUUGUCUCUCGCUGUUUACAUGACACUACCAGCCACCUCUCUGGAGGUGAUUUAUGCAGCAAGUUACAGGAUGGGGGGUGGUGAGGAGGUGGCAAAGUCUUGGAGAAAGAGCUCUGUGGGAAUUUGGGCAUAGGGCCUGGAGGCAGAGGAAGCCGAUUAAUUCCUACAUUCAAGGACUGAAACAGACACUAGGCUGAGCAGCAGCCUGCUAGCUAGGGAUUGAAAGAAGAAGCUAUAGAAAUUAAAGACUCGUGUAUAAAUUAUUUUAUUUAUUUCUGUAAUUAGCUCUUCAUAAUCAAGAGUUGGUCUUUUCCAGUCUGUGGUUUUGUUAAUGUGAAAAACAAGUUGUAGUUUCAAAUGGUUGCCUAGGGAACAGAAAUAAUUGUAUAUUCAGUUUAAACAAAAUAAAGAGUAUUUGUCUUAUGUAA
Messenger RNA from Oxyura jamaicensis (ruddy duck), 3783 nucleotides. It is a transcript of the gene DMTF1, whose product is annotated as cyclin D binding myb like transcription factor 1. The record is from RefSeq and is a predicted model, not a curated record. NCBI's taxonomy places the organism in Eukaryota, Metazoa, Chordata, Aves, Anseriformes, Anatidae. Gene Ontology annotation, molecular function: RNA polymerase II cis-regulatory region sequence-specific DNA binding; DNA-binding transcription factor activity, RNA polymerase II-specific. The coding region runs from base 255 to 2558 and encodes 767 amino acids. The transcript has 18 exons. Gene Ontology annotation, biological process: regulation of transcription by RNA polymerase II. Gene Ontology annotation, cellular component: nucleus.